CCACGAGUUAGUGAGGGGGACACACCACUCACUGUAGGAUAGGCCUUUUCGUACCAAAUUUUCACCGGCGCAGCAUUGAAAAAAACAUCUAUUAAAUUCCGUACCCCCAUUUCUUUAGUACCAAGGUAGUUUAUUAACGGCAGUCUCCAUCAAUAUGAAGUUAAACAUCUCUUACCCAGCCAACGGUACCCAAAAGUGUAUCGAAAUUGAUGACGACCACAAGUUGCGUGUCUUCUACGAGAAGCGCAUGGGUCAGGAAGUCGAAGGUGACUCUGUUGGCGAUGAAUUCAAGGGUUACGUCUUCAAGAUUACCGGUGGUAACGACAAGCAGGGUUUCCCAAUGAAGCAGGGUGUUUUGUUGCCAACCAGAGUUAAGUUGUUGUUGGCCAAGGGUCACUCUUGUUACAGACCAAGAAGAACCGGUGAACGUAAGAGAAAGUCCGUUCGUGGUGCUAUUGUUGGCCCAGAUUUGUCCGUCUUGUCCUUGGCUAUUGUCAAGCAGGGUGAACAGGACAUUGCCGGUGUUACCGACUCUACCACUCCAAAGAGAUUGGGUCCAAAGAGAGCUAACAACAUCAGAAAGUUCUUCGGUUUGUCCAAGGAAGAUGAUGUCAGAAAGUACGUCGUCAGACGUGAAGUCGUCAAGGGUGACAAGAAGUACACCAAGGCUCCAAAGAUCCAGAGAUUGGUUACUCCACAGGUCUUGCAGAGAAAGAGACACUUGAAGGCCUUGAAGAUCAAGAACGCCCAGGCUCAAAGAGACGCUGCUGCUGAAUACUCCCAGUUGUUGGCCCAGCGUUUGACCGAACGUAAGGCUGAAAAGGCUGAAAUCAGAAAGAGACGUGCUUCUUCCUUGAAGGCUUAA
Molecule: messenger RNA, 865 nt
Organism: Babjeviella inositovora NRRL Y-12698
Lineage: Eukaryota; Fungi; Ascomycota; Pichiomycetes; Serinales
Gene: RPS6A
Product: 40S ribosomal protein eS6
Exons: 2
Coding region: 155-865 (236 amino acids)
Biological process (GO): translation
Cellular component (GO): ribosome
Molecular function (GO): structural constituent of ribosome
Source: RefSeq, a predicted model, not a curated record